AUGUUAACACCAAAAAUGAUAGAAAAUGAAAAAGAUUUUUUUUGCCCUUUAGGACAUAAUCUACAAGUCGUAAAAAUUCUACUAGAUCCAAAACUAUCAAAGGAUUAGAGACUUUUGUGCAAUGAAUGUUUAAAGCAUACAAAAAUAGAUGCAAAAAUGGUUGAAUUAUAGAAGAUUUUUUAACUAAUUGAAGAUCAUUAAGUAAGGAAGAUGGGAAGAGUAGAAAACAUAAUAAUGGAUUAAAUUAAGAUAAUUUAAUCAUUACAGAGUAUUUUUGAUAAAAUGAAAUAAAAUGUGAUCCAAUAAUUAAACUAAUUGAUCAAGAUUAUGAUGGAAUGGAUUUUGCAUUUGUAAUAAUUUGGAUCAUAAUAUUCUAAAUAUAGUUUUUACCAAGAAUUAGAAAUUAUGUUAUUAAAUUAAAAUAAAGCAGGUAAUUUAUAAAAAAUAAUCGAUGAUCUUGAAAAAAACAAUCUUUGUUGGACUUAAAAAUUGGGUAAUAAGUUUGAUUAAUUUAAUUUAUUUGUAGAAUAUAAUCAAUGUAAGUAACUAUUAAAGAGUUUAGAAUCAAUUACUUAGAAUUAUUCACUAAGUGAAUAUUAAUAAUAAAUUAGUAUAUAACCCAAAACUAUAAAAAUACAAGAAAUUAAUACUAAAUUAAAUAUUGAACAAUCAUUAAAAGUUUAUCCUAAUCAUUCAACAAAUCUCAAGCCUUUGAAUUUUUAAAUAAUCCAAAAGUCUUCAAUUUCAUAAAGCGAUACCUGUUUUGCUAUAGCUUUUGAUAAUGAUUGUUCAACAUUAGUGGCUGGAUGUGAUUCAAAAAUUAAAGUAUAUGAAUUUAAUUAAGGAAACAUCAAAUAAAUUUAAACUUUAUAUGAACAUAAGGAAUGGGUAUAUACUUUAAACUUUAUGAAGAAAUAGAAAUAAUUUAUAUCUGGAAGUCGUGAUAAAUCUAUUAUAGUAUGGAAAUAAAAUUAAAUGAAUUUAUGGAGUUUAUAAUAAAUAUUAAAUGGGCAUAAUUAUUAGAUCUUUUGUUUAGUAAUAAAUACAAAUGAUGAUCUAAUUAUUUCAGGGAGUGGUGAUAAAACUAUUAAAUUUUGGAUGAAGAAGAAUGAAUGGUUAUGUUAAUAAACAAUUACUGAUCACUCUAAUCAUGUAUAUGGAUUAAGUUUGAAUUAAUAAUAAAAUAAAGUAGUAUCAUGUGGAUAUGAUAAGAUUAUAUUAAUAAUAGAACAAUCAGAAUGGAAUAAAGAAUGGAAAGUAAUAUAAAAGAUAACGAUUGAAUAGUGUGGAUAUCGAGUAUGCUUUAUUGAUAAUAAUAUGUUUACAUUAUCACCAAGAGAUAAAGAAUAGAUAUUUAUUUUUGAGAUGAAUACUAUGAAUAAUUAAUUUACUAAGACUAAAGAGAUUACAAUUUAGUGUGGAUCAGAUGGUCAAUGUUUAUUUCCUUUAUAAUAUAUAAAUUCAAAAUGUAUACUAUUGAGUAAGAAUGGUGAAUAUGUCAAUGUAAUUAGGAAAAAAUAAUAUGGAAAUUUUCUAACUGAAUAAUCUAUUCAUUUUAAAACUACUUGGUUAUAUGGAGGAAUGAGUAAUGAUGGAGAGUAUUUGAUCACUUGGGAUAAGGAAUCAAAAUAAAUAUAAAUUUGGAAAGAUGAAGAUUGA
This is a messenger RNA of Paramecium primaurelia, 1659 nucleotides long. NCBI's taxonomy places the organism in Eukaryota, Ciliophora, Oligohymenophorea, Peniculida, Parameciidae. The record is from the annotation of a GenBank genome assembly.